AUGGGUUGUAUCGAAUCUAGAGGAGAUGACGGAAACAAACGUAGAAUUACACUGGACUCACUAAUAAGGAGACUGCGACGGAAUAACAAGGUUGCGCCUUUUACUGAUAAUACAGCUCGUGUAGCUGUAAAUACGGGAACGCCAAUGUUGGAUCUGACAAGGAAGACAGAGCAAGUGGUCAUGCAACAGCUGUGGGCAGAGGGGAUCAUACCAAAAAGGCGUGAAGGGGGUGUGCAAUUCAUCAUUGAAAUUGGAGACAACAAACCAAAACGAUCCUCACAGAGUUUCUCUGCCGCCACACUACCAGGAGUACCGCAGUAUUCCACUGUAGACAAAUCUCGCCCCGUGAUACUGCCGCCCAUUUCGAGAGUAGCGAAAAUGGUGGCAAUAGAAGAGAAAAUGGAUAGGGCCAAAUUGAACCGAGAAAUGAAGAUCCAGGAACGAAAAGCAAAGGCUGCUAAAACCAUCGAGAAGGCACAAAAGAGUCGUGAACGUGUGUUGAAUGGACAAUAA
Messenger RNA from Ylistrum balloti, 513 nucleotides. RefSeq lists its product as uncharacterized. Lineage: Eukaryota; Metazoa; Mollusca; Bivalvia; Pectinida; Pectinidae. The coding region runs from base 1 to 513 and encodes 170 amino acids. The transcript has 2 exons. The record is from RefSeq and is a predicted model, not a curated record.